Molecule: messenger RNA, 1554 nt
Organism: Amoebophrya sp. A120
Lineage: Eukaryota; Dinophyceae; Syndiniales; Amoebophryaceae
Source: the annotation of a GenBank genome assembly
UUCGACUUCGUGAACUUCAAAAAGCGAUCCAACAGCGACCUCCAAAUAAACCUCGUACUUUCUUUACGCGCCCCGUGCAGCUCCAUGCUACUUAGUCCGUAUCUCUGAAGAAAUUCGUUUUCACACAACUUUUUUGAACAAGGAGUACGCACAACAGUUGUUUCUGACGAGAAUAAAGCUUUAUUACCUGCUCUAGGACAUUAAACAUGACGACUAGCAGCGACGAGGAAGCUGCUCCGGGCGCCACGAGCGGCGGCCGGGGUAAGCUGGAGCAACAGCACAAAAAGGAACUAAAGGAAUUGAAAGACAAGUGCAAAAAUGAGCAGAAGAAGGCCAAGUCGGACAAGCAGGCCAAGCGGGAGGUCGAGGCGAAAUACAAGCAAAUGGAAGACGAACUGGUGGAGGCUUUUGAGAAAAAAAUGAAGGACCUGUUUGGAUCGGGGCAAGCGGCAGAAAAAGAUGAAGAAUGCCAGGAACAACAACAACAACUUUCGCCGUCCGGGGAAUCACGAUCCUCGCCCAGUAAAGAGCGAAGUCCGGCGGGUGAACAAACAAAAAGCGCGGGCGGCGACGGGACAAGAACUGGGGAAUCAUCUGCAACAAGAGACGACACUGCUGUAGCUGACAAAAGUCCAGUGGCUGGCGAUGCGGAUGCCUCUGAAGAGCCUACCGCGGGGCUAACAGAAGAAGAGAAGAUUGCAAGGAAGCGGGCAAAAAAGCAGCGACAGCGAGAAAACAAGGAGCAGAAGAAAAAGGAUGCCGUAGCAGAGAGGGAGAAACUCAUGGCCGGCGUGGUAACAGAAAUAUUUACUUUUAUCUCUUCCUGUAAAAGCUGUCUAUGAAUAGUUUGUUUUUGUGAUUGUGUGCGUUCUUGCGACUCCUUGCAGCUUUGCCGGUUGACUUUCGUUUCCCAUCGUUUGAAUGGUAUCGAAUUCUUUCCCCAUUUUUUUGUAGGUACCGCUGUCCCAGAUCGAGAACGAGCGCAUGGAGAAACAGUUGACGCGGGAGGGUAUGCAGAUUUUCGACAUCCCGUCGGACGGGAACUGCCUGUACCGGGCGCUCAACCACCAGCUGCAGCUGGCGGAGUACCCGAAGCGGUUUAGCUACGACGAUCUGCGCAAUCUGUGCGCCGACACGCUGGAACGGUACAAGGACGAGUACAAGCUAUUUAUUUCGGACGAGAUGGACGGGUCGGAGGCAAGCUGGCAGCAGUACCUGCAGAAGGUGCGCAACGCGCUCUGGGGCGGGGACAUGGAGAUCAAUGCGCUCGCCCGCGCGCUCGAGUGCCGCGUGCAGGUCUACCAGGGUGACGGGGACCCGGUGCUGUCUUUUGGUGAGGACAUUGCCGAUUGGGAGCUCCGCAUCACUUUCCACAAGUACCUCUACACCUCAGCGCACUACAACUCACUGCUUCCCCUUUAGCAGUUGUACAGGACAUAAUUUUCUUUGUUUAUGAUCUCCGGCGACAAGUCCCUUGUAGCACGCAUAAUUGUAGCACAGGACUACAAGAUCGUUUUGAAAGAAUAGUCCUUCCAAAGCGCUCACAUUGAUGAU